Molecule: messenger RNA, 2298 nt
Organism: Colletotrichum abscissum
Lineage: Eukaryota; Fungi; Ascomycota; Sordariomycetes; Glomerellales; Glomerellaceae
Exons: 2
Coding region: 1-2298 (765 amino acids)
Source: RefSeq, a predicted model, not a curated record
AUGGCCGGUCUUGCUGGAUUCCUGUAUGCCGCCGCUCCUCUCAUAUCUCUCAAAUUCGUUGCUGCAGAGGGAGUUGUCAAGGCGGCACAGGCUUCUACAUCACCAGCACUCCAAUUAGCACAAGUGGCGGCAUCCGUACCAAAGCCAGCAGCAAAUCUGUUGUCAUCAACGCCCCUUUCAAAUACACAGAGACCUGCCGCGCCGGCCGUAGCACUAGCAACUUUGGCUUCUCAAAUCCCCUCCAUAGCGAACGCGGGUAUACCGUCGGUUGCCGGCCAGCUUCAACCUCCACAAGUCAUUGUUGAGACGAAUUAUAUCGUAUACACUCAAGUCAGGACUGCUGCCCCGUCAUAUAUCACUGUUACGCAAACGAUACGACCGUCUCCUCCUCCUCCUCCUCCUCCUCCUCCAUCACCACCUCCUCCAAAGCAGAUACAGCCGCUAUCUCCGCCGAAGCAGAUUCACCCUUCACCGAUACCAAAGCAAGCGCAACCUCCUUCACCACCCAAGCAAGUUCAACCCCCUUCAUCGCCCAACCAGGUCCAACCUCCUUCGCCACCACAGCAAGCAGAACCACCGAGACUCCCAUCUCUACCUCCUCCUGCGGCCAAGAGUCAAGCACCUAAUGCAGUGCCACUUGUGAUUCCCGCCCCAUUAGUUGUACCAGCACCGUUGAUACUGCCUUCAACACCGACUCCAAAGACGACGCCACAGUUGGCUGCUACUUCACCUUCUCCGCCGCCGCCGCCGCCGCCUCUAGCAGCAGCACCUCUAGCAACGACACUCCUCAGCACUCCGAAUCUACCACCACCACCGCCAGUUCUCAACCCGAUCAUGAGUGCUCAGGGGCCAGAGAGGGGUGGAAUGCCCAAUCUGAGCCCGAACCCGCAGGCUCAGACUGGUCCUCCCGGCGGGCCUCCUAUGGGACCUCCUGAUCCGGCCAACGGAGCGUUCCCGGGUGGUAUACCCAACAAGAACAUCGACUUGCCGGUCACCAUAAUGUUCAUGGUGUUGUUCAUGCUCGGUGCGUACGUGCACUUGAGUAUUUACCGAAGGAAUGCCAAACGUGGUCACAAGUUCCUGAUUUCAGAUAUCGUCUUCGACUUCUGUAUGAUCCGAACAGUCACUUGCAUCUUUCGUAUCACAUGGUCGAUUGUGUCGACCCGAGGGGUUGUGUUGCUCGCGUUGAUCACCGAGAACGGAGGUGCUGCCCUUAUGUUUGCCGUUAACAUAUUCUUCGCCCAACGCCUGGUCCGCUCGAUCCACCCAAAAGCCGGAUGGUGUACCGCGUUCAGUCAGUUCAGUUUGAUUCUGCUCUUCUCGGUUCCGGCUUUUAUCAUUCUGAACAUGACGUCGACAAUCAUUGCGUUUUUCAGUGUUGGCAAUGUAGAUCGCCUAGAAACUACAGACGAUUUGCUCAAAUUCGGAAGUUCAUGGAACACGUUCCUCUCCAUAUUCCCUGUCCUUGUAGUAAGCGGAUGCCUCUCUGUGCCAGGGCCCAAGCCAGAGAAGUUCGGUUCUGGCUCACAAAGAGUCAAGGUGGCCCUGCUUUACCUGGGCUCUUUCCUUUUGAUUACCGGACAGUCCAUUCGUCUGUUCGCCGUCUUCAAUAAGGAAUUACCAGGAGCCACGCCGAGCGUGAUUUACGGCAAAGCAGUAUUCUACACGACGGGGUUCUUCUUUGAGCUCAUAGUUGUCGCACUCUACGCCAUCAUGAGAGUUGACCUUCGGUUCCACAUUCCCAACGGAGCACGUGGGCCCGGGGACUACUCUGGCGACAGGGACAAGGGCAGCUACUCUGUCGAAGAGAUUGAACGGCUCAUUGACGAUUUGGAGGUGCCUCAUCAGAUUAUGCGCGAGAGAAAGGGACCGGAAGACAUGGAGAUGGUAUUCACCAUUUUCUUCGCCACCAAGGACGCCGGAAAGGAUAAAGAAAAGAAGGAUACUGGGGAAGAGUCAGACGAAACGUCGUCUGGUACCAACGCCGAAGAUGCAGCAUUGCCGGAGAGGCCAAAGAGAAUUACGAGGAGGCAAACGCUCAUCGAUGCCAUCAACCGACCACCACGGCCGCCGAGGACGCCGUCAGCGUACCCUGACAUUCCGGACAUGUAUGCCCAGAUAGGUGAACCAGAGAUGCCGCCGAGACGUCCCACGAGGCCAUCCAUGUAUUCUCAGUUCGACAACGGGCAAGCAUACGACGCCGGGGCCGACGCGCAGUAUCGGCAGCAAUACUGGGGUGCAUCACCGCCUUACGGAAACGAGAAGGAAGGCAUGAAAAGCGUAGACUUGAGACGAUAA